Molecule: messenger RNA, 2930 nt
Organism: Chrysochloris asiatica (Cape golden mole)
Lineage: Eukaryota; Metazoa; Chordata; Mammalia; Afrosoricida; Chrysochloridae
Gene: ASAP3
Product: ArfGAP with SH3 domain, ankyrin repeat and PH domain 3
Exons: 25
Coding region: 129-2846 (905 amino acids)
Biological process (GO): positive regulation of GTPase activity; cell migration
Cellular component (GO): cytoplasm; focal adhesion
Molecular function (GO): protein binding; GTPase activator activity
Source: RefSeq, a predicted model, not a curated record
GGAGAGGCGGGGCGUGCGGAGGCCGGUACUGCGCCCGCGGAGGGCGGUGAAGCUGGCUCAGCGUGGAGCAGCGUAGCGCCCCUCGCGCCCCGGUUCGGCAGCCCCUGCGCCUUCGCCCCGCGACCGCCAUGCCCGAGCAGCUCAGCGUCGCCGAGUUCCUGGCAGUCACCACUGAGGACCUCAGCUCUCCAGCCGGGGCCGCCGCCUUCGCCGCUAAGAUGCCCCGGUGCCGGGCGGCGGCGCUAGCGCGGGAGGAGAACCUGGAAGGAGACCAAGCCAUCCUGCAGAGAAUCAAGAAGUCCGUGCGUGCGAUUCACAGCUCUGGCCUGGGCCACGUGGAGAAUGAAGAGCAGUACCGAGAGGCUGUGGAGUCCUUGGGCAACAGCCACCUGUCCCAAAACAGCCACGAGCUGUCCACAGGCUUCCUGAACUUAGCUGUGUUCACUCGAGAGGUGGCUGCACUUUUCAAAAACCUGGUUCAGAACCUGAACAAUAUUGUCUCUUUCCCCCUGGACAGUCUCUUGAAGGGACAACUAAGGGACGGGCGGCAGGAUUCAAAAAAGCAGUUGGAGAAGGCGUGGAAGGACUACGAAGCCAAAAUAGCCAAGCUGGAGAAAGAGAGGGAUCGUGCCAGGGCAACUGGAGGGAGUGCUGGGGAAGUGGCCCAGGACACACAGAAAGAACGGCGCAUCUUCCAGCUGCACACGUGUGAGUAUCUGCUCAAAGCUGGGGAGAGCCAGGUGAAACAAGGUCCUGAUUUUCUGCAGAGCCUCAUCAAGUUCUUCCACGCCCAGCACAACUUUUUCCAAGAUGGCUGGAAAGCCGCUCAGAGCCUGUCUCCCUUCAUAGAGAAGCUGGCGGCCUCGGUACACACACUGCGCCAAGCCCAGGAGGAAGAGCUGCAGAAGCUGACCCAGCUCCGGGACUCCCUCCGGGGGACACUCCAGCUAGAAAGCAGAGAGGAACAGGAGAGUCUGGGCCGGAAGAACUCGGGUGGCUACAGCAUCCACCAGCACCAAGGCAACAAGCAGUUUGGGACAGAGAAGGUGGGCUUUCUCUACAAGAAAAGUGAUGGAAUUCGAAGAGUCUGGCAGAAAAGGAAGUGUGGAGUCAAGUACGGCUGCCUGACCAUUUCACACAGCACGAUAAAUCGGCCCCCAGUGAAGCUGACCUUGCUGACGUGCCAAGUGAGGCCAAACCCCGAGGAGAAGAAAUGCUUUGACCUGGUGACCCACAAUCGGACGUACCAUUUCCAGACAGAGGAUGAACAUGAGUGUGAGGCGUGGGUGUCAGUACUGCAGAACAGCAAGGAUGAAGCCUUGAGCAGUGCCUUCCUCGGGGAGCCAGGCAGCGGCCCAGGGCCUGGAGGAGGUGCAGGGCUGGACAGGGAGCCCGGAGACCUCACAAAGCUGCUAAUCGCCGAGGUGAAGAGCAGGCCUGGGAACAGCCAGUGCUGUGACUGCGGGGCUCCAGACCCCACAUGGCUCAGCACCAACCUGGGUGUGCUCACCUGCAUCCAGUGCUCUGGCGUCCACCGCGAGCUGGGUGUGCGCUUCUCACGCAUGCACUCCCUCACCUUGGACCUGCUGGGGCCCUCUGAGUUGUUGCUGGCCUUGAACAUCGGCAAUGCGCUCUUCAAUGAGGUCAUGGAAGCCCAGCUCCCCUCACAUGGUGGCCCUAAACCAUCAACUGAAAGUGACAUGAGCCACCGCAGGGAUUACAUUGUAGCCAAGUAUGUGGAACACAGGUUUGCUCGCCGGUCCACCCUUGAACCUCAGAGACUCCGGACAGCCAUUUACAACCGGGACCUCAUUUCAGUACUGGAAGCCUUUGCUAAUGGCCAAGACUUUGGGCAGCCACUUCCUGGGCUGGAGGGACAGGCACCUGGAGAACUGGCCCUGCACUUGGCUGUCAGAGUCGCCAACCAGGCCUCCCUGCCCCUGCUGGACUUCAUCAUCCAGAAUGGUGGUCACCUGGAUGCCAAGGCCCCAGAUGGGAACACUGCUUUGCAUUAUGCGGCCUUCUACAACCAGCCCGACUGCCUCAAGCUGCUGCUGAAAGGAAGAGCUUUGAUUGGCACAGUGAAUGAGGCAGGAGAGACAGCUCUGGACAUGGCCAGGAAGAAGCAGCACAAGGAGUGUGAGGAGCUGCUGGAGCAGGCCCAGGCUGGGACCCUCACUUUCCCUCUUCAUGUGCACUACUCUUGGGGAGCUUCUGUGGAACCUGGUUCUGACAGUGAGGAGGAUGAGGAGGAGAAGCACUGCCCUCUGAAGCCUCCAGCCCAGGCACGCUGGGCCAGUGGGAGGCUGGACAUCAGCAACAAGACCUAUGAGACUGUCACCAGCCUGGGAUCAACCACCCCGCGGAGCCAGAAUGAGGAUUUCCCCCCACCCUUGCCAGUCAAAAACCCUUCUCGGACCAUGAUCCAAGGGCAUGUGGGACAUUCCAGUGGAGAUUGUUCUGAAGUCCCCAGUCUGAGUUCGGAGCACCUUGGGGCUCCUGAGAGCAUGGGCAGCUCAGCUUCCUCCUCCUCCAGCCUCACGAGCCCUGGGGAGUCUGGGGGUUCCAGCCAAGCCUUGCCUGGCUCUGAUGAGAGUCUCCGGGAGCCCCUAGGCACCGUUCGACCCAGCCUGCCAUCAGGCACCACUUCUGCGGAGCUGUAUCCCCCUGUCAGGUUCAGCUCUGAGAGCACUCGCUCCUAUCGGCGCGGGGGCCGGAACCUGGAAGACAGCCCGUCAGCCCAGCAGCCGCUGUCCAGGAGGAACAUGCCGGCUGGCGUCACUGAAGGAGAUGACUCAAAGACUGGGCUUCUCCCGGCAAGUUCUGUACAACUUUUGCAAGACUAGCUCCUUGCUGGUCCCCGCAUGCCUGAACCACCACUUUGUUGGACCACACCAUUCAGAGCUGGGACUUGAGACCACAAGAUAGGG